This is a messenger RNA of Salarias fasciatus (jewelled blenny), 4847 nucleotides long. RefSeq names its product natural killer cell triggering receptor (gene nktr). Gene Ontology annotation, biological process: protein peptidyl-prolyl isomerization; protein folding. The transcript is spliced from 13 exons. Gene Ontology annotation, cellular component: cytoplasm; mitochondrion. The record is from RefSeq and is a predicted model, not a curated record. Lineage: Eukaryota; Metazoa; Chordata; Actinopteri; Blenniiformes; Blenniidae. Gene Ontology annotation, molecular function: cyclosporin A binding; peptidyl-prolyl cis-trans isomerase activity. The coding region runs from base 929 to 4711 and encodes 1260 amino acids.
AAGCUCAGGUUACUUUUUAUGUUGAAUAUGUGGCGUCUGUUGCGACAGCUCCGCAAACAUGACCGCCAGAAACCAGACAGCUGGUUCUGGUCAUUAAUGAGAAUGCGUCGUGUUCCGGGCGGAACAGAAUAACGUCAGCAGAUACUCUGAUAUGUUCGAGGUUCAUAAAGCGAUGAUCUCUAUUGUAAAUCUCACACGACAGCCAUUUGUUUUACUGUUUUUAAUCCACUAACUACAAAGCCUGAACCUGAACAGUUUUCCACAGUUAUAUAUUAUAUCUAUUAGAAACACUUUCUUUAAAAAAAUGAGUGCACAGGUAAAAGUAAUCCCUGUGGAUCUCCUAGAGGGCCUGACGCGCCUACUGAAGUGGCAGACCAGUGCAUGCGUCCUUCCUAUAUUGAUACCGUUUUCCUCAUUAAGCAGCAUCGAUUGUUCUUUUGUAUGAAGUAUAUAUAUUAGAGGCCUGAUUGCGUUCAGGUCUUUGAAAAAUCUGACUUUUGAAGUGCACAAUGUGGGUAAACCCUGCACUGCUUGUUUUUUUUUAAUAACGUGGACUCAAAGAGGGUGAUGAGUGUUUCUUGACAUUAGUUGUUGAAACGAGAAACAGGUUUCUUAAAGCUAAUGAGGUUUAAAAAGAAUACAGUUUACUUCAUUAUAUUUAUCAAGCCGUGGAUGUAAAUGUAAACGCUAUCAAACAGUGUGGUGAAACAAGAGAAAAGGUGAUUUUCAUGUUCAGGAAUGUUUCCAGUAAAAGCGAUCGGAGGAUAAUUAAGACCCGGGCCUGUCUUUCUCUGCUCUUAACAGACGAGAACUUCCUUCUGAAACACGACAAAGCUUUCCUCUUGUCCAUGGCCAAUCGAGGGAAGGACACCAACGGUUCGCAGUUUUUCAUAAACUCUAGCAUCCUGCUCUUCCAAGCACGACGAAGAUGGCGCCUCAUCUUGAUGGAGUCCACGUAGUUUUUGGCCUCGUCAUCUCCGGCUUUGAAGUGAUCAAGAAGAUCGAGGGGCUGAAGACAGAUUCGGCCAGCAGACCGUACGCCGACGUGAGAGUGAUGGACUGCGGACAGCUGAUCACCAAGUCUGCUAGAGACGUGCUGGAAGGCAAGAGGAAACGGGCCUCCUGUUCUGCUGACUCAUCCUUCGACUCCCAUGACUCCUUCCCCCCGUCGUCCUCUUCAGUGGAGUCUGAAAGCGAAUCGGAUGAAAAGCACACGCUUAACAAGCACAAGAGGCGUACAAAAAGUAAACGGUCUAAAAAGAAACGACGGGAGUCAAAGAAACAGAAAAGCACUGACGUUCCGCCUGCCAAGAAAAGGCCUGUGGAAAAGGAGCUGCAGGAUGGAGAAAACGAAGUGGAAGAAGAGAAGGAGCCGGGCGGGAAGAGAGAGAAGCCUGUAGUUCGACCGGAGGAAAUCCCCCCGGUGCCAGAAAACCGCUUCCUGCUGCGACGAGACGCACCGGCCCAGGAAAAUAAAUCAGAAAAAACUGAGACAGAGGAAGCAACUCUUUCAACUGACCUGAAACCAGCUGUGUCCAAAUCUGGCCGCAAAAUCAAAGGCAGAGGGACCAUGCGAUAUCGCACUCCCACGAGGUCUAAGUCCCGCUCUGCGUCUCUAGAAGAGCGUGGAAGCAGCGAAACGCCGCCCCACUGGAAAGAAGAGAUGAAGAGAACGAAAAUCUACCAACCUGCAAGCCUGGAGAGAUGGAGCAAAGGAGACAAAUUGAACGACCAUUCCUCGAGCAGAUGGGACGACAGGAGCGAGUCCGGCUGGUCCAGGUUGGCAGAACGUUCGUCAGACUGCAGUUCGGGCAGGUCUAGCCCGCAGCGGAAAAAGAAAAAAGCGGAGAAGAAGAAAACCAAGCACAAGAAAAAGGCAAAAAAACGGAAACAGCGCAAGAAGAAACGCUCUAAGAACAAAUCUCCAGAAUCUCCCCUCUCCAAGGAUGAAAGGUCAGCCAGCAGGAACUCCAGAAACUCGCGCUCUUCAGCUCGCUCCUCCCCGAGCCUUCGACAUUCGUCACACAGGAGGAAACGACGGCCCUCCAUGUCUGGCAGAGACUCGAGAUCCUACUCCAGGUCCUGUGCAUCCAGUCGGUCCAGAUCUCGAGGGAGGUCCAGGUCUUACUCAAGGUCCACAAGCCUUUCUAGAUCAAGAAGUCGAUCAUUUUCCAGAUCUAGAUCUCGUUCCUAUUCUCGCUCCCGGUCAAGAUCAAGAUCAAGGUCAAGGUACAGAUCCAGAUCUUUCACGCCAUCCAGACGGAAGAGUGCGCCUGAAUCUCCCAGAAAGAAGAGAACAAGCAAACCCAAACCAGACACUGUCACGCGUGUGACGGACAAGCCUUCAGAGAGCAAAGUCACACCCGUCCCCAGACUUCCAGCAGUGGCGGCGCCUGAGAGCGCCCCGGUGAUCCCGCUGAGUGACAGCCCCCCUCCUUCACGCUGGAAACCCGGUCAGAAACCCUGGAAGCCUUCCUACAUCCACAUUCAGGAAAUUAAAACUAAAGUAGCGCCCAGCGAAGUUUCUGCCGCCGGGAGCGCUGCCGACACCGUUACAGAAAAAGCGCAGACUUCACCCAAGUCUCUGCCCGGUAACUCUGCAGGUGACAAAGCACACAAACCCGCUCGACGCUCACACAGCAGGUCAUCCAAGAGCAAGUCCUUCAGCCCUUCGUACAGCCGCUCAAGGAGUAGAAGUUACAGUAGGUCCAGAUCCAGAUCCAGGUCUAACUCCAGAUCAAGUUCUAAAGUAAGAUCCAGAUCUGCCCAUCGGUAUAGGAGCAGAUCGUCUUCCUGUAACAGGUCGGACUCUGAAAACUCUGUCAAAAUGAGGAGCAACAGGAAGACUUCAUCAGACCAGGAUUUGAAAGACCACCACAGUUCCCUGCAGAAAAAUAAAAAACUAGAUAAUUACAUUUCACUUGUCAGUAGCAAAGAUGCUCAGUCAGAACCGCGUGAUCAGACAGCCGGCGAGAGCAGUACUGAUGUCAGCGUCUCCGCGAGGAGAGACUCCAAAGAGAAAACGAAAGAGAAAAGCAGCUCGCAGGCUCUCAAAACCAAACCGUCUCGUUCACAUGCAGCAGAGGUCAAGUCUGAGUGGGACAGUGACAGUGAUAAAGUGAGCCAAAGCAACAGUGGCGUCCCGUUAAAAAAGCACAAACAGUCCGCUCAGACCAACGAACUGCCCGGUAAGAAGUUGUCUUCGCCCACCGGAUGGAACUCGGAGAGCGAUUCUGAAAAUCAGACAGCCAAGAUUUUAGCCAUAUCUGAAAAAGAGGAAGGGGAAGCGAGCUCAGAGUCGGAUUACGGGACCCCCGUAAAAAUAUCCGCGGAAGUGAUUUGUCCUGAUGAAAAGGUGGCUGCUGCGUCUGCUCAGAUGGAGGAAAGCCCCAAGAAGGCCCCAGAGCCCGAAAAGCACAAGAGCAGAAAGAAAGCCAAACGUAAGCGCAAACGUAAGAGGAGGGGCGAGAACAAGAGCAGUUCCCAUCACAAGGACAAAGCCAAGAAGUCUAAAAAAAAACAUCAGAAGCUGAAAGAGACCUUUCAUUGGCAGCCGCCUUUAGAGUUCGGAGAGGAGGAGGAAGAUGAUGAAUCCAGACGGGGGAGAGAGAGUCCUGGAAGGGCUGUCAAGGAUACGAUCUCAGACCAGGGUUUGACCACUCUACACGAAAACCAUCCGAAAAAAGAAGAAGCAGGACAGCAGACAUCAAAAGAAUGUUCAAAGAGAAAUCUGAAACACACUGAACCUCAUCCAUCCAGCAGGAACAAUACGCACAGCUCUCAUUUCUCGAGUAGCAAAGACUCUUUAGACGAUAUGGACAUUUGCACCCCGGAGCACGACGGCGAGAUUCUCGAAGCUCAAAUCAAAAGCGAUUCUUACAACGGCCCCGAAUCAAACCUGAAGUCUACCUCUAGGUCUUCAAACGCCACAGUUCAUAAUGUUUUACCUCACAGCAAAGAGCAGUCUGCCGUCACUUCCACAGCUGGUGAGUCGCAAGAUGAAGCCAACGGCGGCAAAGCCGCCGUGGCCGGUUUCAAAUGGAGGCCUCUGAAAGGAACGUCAGCGCCGCAGAAUGCCAACGCCGCGCCGGCCAGUGUGAAAAACGUCCAAAUUCAAGAUAGCAAGGCCCUCAACGCACAAGGAGUGAGGAUGGAAAUCAAGAGCAAAAGCCGGGUUCGACCUGGAUCCCUGUUCGACGAAGUCCGCAAGACCGCACGGCUCAACCAACGGCCGAGAAACCAGGAGAGCUCCAGUGAAGAGAGGUCCGCCUCCGAGGAGGACACCAGCGAAAUCUCACCGAAAGAGUCCCGGUCCGUCUCUAGGAAGUCCCGCUCUGCGUCCAGUCAGUGGUCCCGCUCGUACAGCAGGUCCAGAAGCAGCUCCAGUUACUCCUCCAGAAGCCGCAGCCCGAGUCACAGGAGACGUAAGAGAGGCCGAUCUCGCUCCCGCAGCAGCACAUACCGGAGUUUCAGGAGUCACAGUCGGACCUACAGCCGAAGCCAUUCCAGAAGUCACUCAUACAAUCGCCGGAGGAGGUCCAGGUCCGACUCCUACGACAGCUACUCCAGUCGGAGUCGCAGUGCGAGCAGGAGGCGAGGGCACAGACGGAGCGACAGCUACAGGAGCUCCGCUCGGUCCUGGUCGUACCGCUCCUCCAGCCGCAGCUCCUCCAGACGCCGGAGCCACAGUCGCAGCAGUCGGUACAGCUGAGCCGCAGCACGCCCAGAGAGACGCGUGGACACUGUGCUAGUUUAAUGCUGUCCUCAUUUGAUACGCCGGCAUGACAGCCAGCAAGGCAGCGAAUGUUAUAUAAUACGAAGAAAUAAACCACUUUUAAAGCUCAGAC